Messenger RNA from Pelagomonas calceolata, 3141 nucleotides. The record is from the annotation of a GenBank genome assembly. Lineage: Eukaryota; Pelagophyceae; Pelagomonadales; Pelagomonadaceae.
AUGGCGGCCCGCAGUGCCCUACGCCUGGCGCGGCGCGCGCGACCCGCACCAAGACUGACGCGUACUUUCAUCCCCGACGCGACGCAGCUUUUGAUCGACGCGCAAGCGGUCACGGGCCUGCCCUGGUACGCGACCAUUCCCUGUGCCACGCUUGCGAUGAGAAGCGCCCUCGUGCCCGCUUCGCUGAUAGCGCGGCGCCACGGGCGGCGCAUCAACCUGGCCGCGCCGCAUCUUCGCAAAUUACAGCAAUUGGCGGCCGAGCGGUCGAAGGAGAAGCCCGACGACAAAAUAGGGACGGCGAGGUUGCUCACGACCGGCAUCAAUGGCAUCUUGAAAUUGCAUCAUGCGAGGCCCUCGUUUCUGUUACUUCCGUUCGCCACGACUCUCCCGUCGAUGAUCUAUCUCGCUCUGGGCGUGCGCGGCCUGCCGGGCGACGCUUUGGUGGAGGGCGGGUGCCUGUGGUUCCCUGAUUUAUCAGUGUCUGAUAUGUACCUCCCGUGUUUCUGCGUCGCGACCGCAUAUGCGAACCUGGAGCGCCAGCUCGCGGCGCCGCCGGGCAAUGCCUCCAUCGCCGGCGCCGCCAAGAAUAUUGGCCAGCUCGCGUUAAUUGCGACGAUGCCCGUGACGUUCGGACUGCCUUCGGGCUUCCACCUUUUCUGGCUCUCGUCGACAGCCUUCACGGCGUUGUCGGGCGAGGCGUUUCGAGUGUUAGAUAAGCCGCCGCCGGCGCCUCCUUCUUCACCGGUCGCGGCAUCAUCGAAGGAGGCGUCGCCGCGACCGCGACGGCGGCGCAAGGGCAAAAAAAAGCGCCGUUCCUAGUAAGUGUGUCUGUUGUAUGUCUCGCUAGGUGUCCGAGGGCGUCUGCGGAGGCGUUCGCGCGCGGCGCCCGCGGCGUCUUCUCCCUUCGCAUUUUGGCAGAGGCAGGGUGCAUCGCAGCGGGCAUAUCGACGCGCGGCAUCACCAUCUAUCGCAUUCUGCGCUUCGCUGGGACCUCUCUGCGUGGGAAUUCAUCGCCUGCUUAAGCGCUAGCGCUUGCCGCAGGCCGCAAGCCACAACACCCAGGUUGACCAAAAAGAAAGCAAUCGCUGCGGCGUCGGCGCGGUCGGCGCGGACCGAUAUAUUAUAGCGAUAGUCGCGAUGGCCACGCCGCUCGCCGCCGGCAGCGACGCCACGCCGCUCGCCACGGCCAGCGAGCAGCUCCGCGCGAGCAACGGCUCGUCGGCGCUCGCCGCCGCCAUCGCCGCGGCCGAAGCCAAAAACGUGCCGCCGCCGCCGGCCAUGCCCUCGGUGACCGCCGGGGGAGCCGCCGCGGCGCCGCCGGCGAUGCCACCGAUGACCACCCCGGGCGCCGCGGCGCCGCCCGCGGCCUCGACGCCGAGCGCAGCCGGCGGGUCGCAGGCGGCACCAAGGCCGCCGGUCACGGCGCCGACGCUGCCCUCGCUGGGCGCCGCGGCCGCCAAAGCGCCAGUAACAUUAGCGCGGCGCGUCCAGCCGGCGCCCGUCGCCAAGGAUUCUGAUGAUGACGACGACCUCGACAUCCAGGCCUCGACAAAAUCACUGAAAGACGCUCCUGUAGAACCGCCCCCGCCGCCCGGCAGUCGUAUUACGGUGCGCUUCAGCGACGGUAUUGAUUAUGGCGGCACCGUGCAAAAACUGCUAGAUGGAAAUAAAGCAUUUGUGCUGUACGACGACGGCCAGAGCGAGGCCGUGCAAUUUCCUGACAGUGACGUGAAAAUUACGCGCGUCGGCCCGGGCCCGCCGAAGCGCGUGCCGUUGCGAGCGAGGCUGGCGACGGCCGUCCCCCCUUCGGAUGAGGAUAGCGACGACGACGCUUUGGAUCGAGCGGCUCUGCUGUCCAAGCCGGUGGCUUGGCCCGGCGACAAGGCGCCGUCGAAACCUCGUACGAGGGGUCGGAAGCGGCCCGUUGUCCAGAAGGACGACGAUUCUUCUUCAGACGCGUUGGAGGACAUUAUUUGCGAGGCGUGUAAAAGAGGCGACGACGAGGCGAAUCUCAUCGAGUGCGACGCGGGUUGUGGAAGGUGGCGCCACCUGCGGUGCUGCGCGCCACCCUUAGAUACAGUACCAGAAGUUUGGGCCUGCCCGGCUUGUUCAAUGCCGAGAGAAGAAGGCGUCGCGUGCAGAGGCGAUGUGGUAUUUGCCAAGUUCGCGCACUACCCCUGGUGGCCCGCGACGAUUCGAUCCCUGAAGACGGAUACUGUUAGAAUCUCGAAGCAGCCGCAGCGGCGCGGCCAGCUCACCGGGGUGCAUGUGGACGUCUUGUAUGUUGGGAGAGACGUGAACGCGACCGUCGACGCGUUAAGGUGCGUGCCCUUCGAGAGCGGUCUCGCUGAAAUGCGGAGCUACGCGCGCGCGACCAAGGGGUCCUUCGACAACGGCGACUGCCCGCGCGACGCGUUCCGCGAAGCUGUUCAACUAGCUGUAGAUAAGUGCGCGGCGCGCAAGGCCGCUCGCAACAACAGUACUGAUGUAGCCCAGUACAAGCAGGCUCUCCUGGACAAGUGCGGCGUCGCGUCGAAGCUACUCUUAGUACCUGAUACCGAUGAUGAUGAGCCCGUGCAGAUGACAGCGGCGCCGCCGGUGCCCUUUGCGCAACAACCUUUAGCGAGACCCGUGAUCGCGCAGCCGAAGAAACGGUCGACGGCCUCGGGUCGCGAGUCCACGUCGUCGCGGGACGGGCACCUGUGGUACGCGGCGAUGUUGAGGGUGGGCAUCGACGAGGCGACGGCCCUGGAGGCGGUCCGCGAGCGCCUCGACUGCUCCGAGGCCUUCGCGAAGCAGGUCGUCCGGCAGAAGGCUCAACGCCGCGCGUCGACGUCCCUGAAGACGUCGCCGACCGAGGACGACUACGCGAAGCCGCGCGUGCAGCUGCGCGCGACCUCCAAAAGGCAGCGGGGGCUGCCCGCCUAGGGACUUCCCCCUCCUUGCUAAGUGUACUCCUUACUAACAGGCCUUCUUCUCGCUGUUGUUGCGCAGCCGCCCGUAAAUUUGAGGCAACGAGACCACUACCGCGAGGCGCAGGAACGCGCUCGUAUCAAUACGAGACGCGUCCGCGGCGAGUGCGAGGUAUAUAACGAGCUCCAGGACGCAUAUGGUCGCACCCAGGAAGUCGCCCAUAACGCC